Bufo gargarizans (Asiatic toad) is the source of this 2308-nucleotide messenger RNA. It is a transcript of the gene NCOA5, whose product is annotated as nuclear receptor coactivator 5. The coding region runs from base 150 to 2249 and encodes 699 amino acids. Gene Ontology annotation, cellular component: nucleoplasm. Lineage: Eukaryota; Metazoa; Chordata; Amphibia; Anura; Bufonidae. The record is from RefSeq and is a predicted model, not a curated record. Gene Ontology annotation, molecular function: RNA binding. The transcript is spliced from 10 exons. Gene Ontology annotation, biological process: regulation of signal transduction.
UCUGCGUGAUCUCGCGGUGCCACGUGAUGCUGUGACGUCAGCAGGUCAUUUCCGGGUACAGUGUUUAGCCAUUACCGUUUGGAAACGGUUGUUUGUACCGAGGACGGAAGGACGUUAUCUGGCAGCAGUUUCGUUGGAAUUUGUCAAAUAUGUCUCGCCGAAGGAACCCAACAGACAGCGAUGAUCCCAAAGAUUUAGACCGAAGAAUUUUUGUUGGAAAUUUGCCUACAGAAAGUAUGAGCCGGGAAGAUAUGGUGCAACUGUUUUCCAAGUAUGGAAAAAUUAGUGCCCUUACCAUGUUCACUCGCUAUGGAUUUGUCCAGUAUGAGCGUAAAGAAGAUGCUGAUGCAGCUGUGGAGGGAGAAAGAGGUCGCUUGUAUAAAGGGAGUAGAUUAGAUAUUAACAAGGCAGCGGAAAGAAGAAAUAUGUUUAAGCCUCCUUCCAGGUCAAGCCCAUCACGAAGAGAUUUGUAUGGAUAUGGUGAAAGUCAGGAGCCAAGGCGAGAUCGUUCUCCUCUUCGCUCCAGCCCCAGGAGAGACAGUAGAGAGCCGAGAGAAAGAGAUGCACGAUCCUUUCGAGACUCACGAGAUGGACGGGAACCAAGGGACAUUAGAGACCCUAAAGACUUCAGAGAUGCUCGUGAAGGAGAUCUGAGAGAUGGGCAUAGCUCCAGGGAUGUCAGAGAUCUGCGAGAUACUCGAGACUAUAGAGAUCCCCGUGAUGCAAAAGAUCUAAGGGAUUCGAGAGAUCUUCGGGAUUCGAGAGAUCUUCGGGAUUCAAGAGAUCUUCGGCUUCGUGAUCCUCGUGAUGCCAGAGAACUUAGAGAUUCCCUGUCUGACCGUUACAGAGAUGUCCGUGACAUGAGAAAUCCAUACAGAGAUGACGAUUUGCAUGAUGAUUAUCAUCGGAAGCGAGAAGAGUUUGAUCGAUUUAGAGAACCCCUGGAUAGACUUCCAGAUGAAAGAUACAAGCGUGAAGAACGUCGACGCGAGGAGCUGUAUAAGCAAUAUUUUGAUGACCUUCAAAGAAAGUUGGAUCAGGAUCGUCACGUGGACUGCUCGGUUGUUGCUGCAAACAAACAGUCAAAGGAUUAUGCAGAAUCUGUGGGAAGAAAGAUCCGUGACCUGGGCAUGUUGGUGGAUUUAAUAUUUUUGAAUACGGAUGUAUCUUUAACUCAAGUCUUAGAUGAUGUGUCCAGAGGGGGUACACCUUUUGCUAUAGUGAUAACACAGCAACACCAGACCCAUCGCUCCUGCACUGUUAAUAUUUUAUUUGGAACACCUCAAGAGCAUAGGAACAUGCCACUUGCAGAUGCCAUAGUACUUGUGGCAAGAAGUUUUGAACGGUACAAGUUGGAGAAACGCGACAAGGAACGUGACGAUGUUGCAAAACAAGCUGCCAAGCUGUCCACCGACGCCAUUUUAAGAGAGCGUGCUUUAGCUUUGGAUGAAGGAUCAAGGCCUCCUCCACCCCCUGGAAUAAUGACCCUGCUUAAUUUGCUUGUAGAUAAUAGAUAUGUCACUCCUGAUGAAAUAGAUAAGGUUAUACUGUAUUUACGCGAUCGUAAAGAUAGAAUGCUGUCUCUAUCUGCCGACCCGCUAACAUCACAACUCUCUAGACCGUUGGGAGUAAGUUCUGGAACGUCUCUUGAGGGUUCAUCAAACCUUACCAGCAGUCAAACAAUGCCAGUGACACCGCAGCUGAAUUCGGGUGCUCAGGCAACUCAACCUCAAAGCAACUCUCAACAAGAGCUGCAGGCAAAAAUUCUCAGUCUGUUCAAUAGUGGAGUUUCCUCUUCGUCUGUCAGUGCUAAACAAACGGGUAUAGGAGCAACAUCUGUCCCAGGCCAGAGCUAUGGAAAUGUGCCCCCUGCCCAACGGGCAGUCCAAACGGACAUUCCACCACUUGCUCCUACUGCACAGAGAUCUCAGCCCAUGGGAAACCAACAUCCUAGUGCUCUCGCACCAGUUGAAUCUGUAAAGAAUACAGCUUCCAGGCCUGGUCCCUCUCCUCAAUUACAGUAUAUGUAUGGGCAGCUUCGUCCUCAGGCACCCAGUAAUAUGCCAAACCAGCGACCAGGGGCAUCUGCAGGCAUAAACUUUGACAACCCUAGUGUGCAGAAAGCUCUGGACACCUUGAUUCAGAGCGGGCCUGCACUUACUCACUUGGUGAGUCAAACGGCAAAUCAAGCGAUUCGCAGUGGGCCUCCACCACAGCCUUCAAUGGGCUCUUAUCCCCGCCACUACUAGCUGAUGCUGUAGGUCUUACAGAUCUUGUGUUGACGACUCCUAGCGGUAACUUACUAGUG